Lytechinus pictus (painted urchin) is the source of this 4461-nucleotide messenger RNA. RefSeq names its product kynurenine aminotransferase-like. Lineage: Eukaryota; Metazoa; Echinodermata; Echinoidea; Temnopleuroida; Toxopneustidae. The coding region runs from base 454 to 1851 and encodes 465 amino acids. Gene Ontology annotation, molecular function: L-kynurenine:2-oxoglutarate transaminase activity; pyridoxal phosphate binding. The record is from RefSeq and is a predicted model, not a curated record. The transcript is spliced from 16 exons. Gene Ontology annotation, cellular component: cytoplasm; mitochondrion. Gene Ontology annotation, biological process: biosynthetic process.
AGGUCUAGGACUAGGAGCCUCCUGGCUACACACACGAGAGAAGAGAGGUGAUUAAGUCGAAGCAAAUUUCACGAUAAGGCCACUAGUGACUAGUCACACAAAUGGCUGCGAUGCUGUCAAAUUUGGUGAUUUUUCUCUUGUGCAAUAUGAAUUACCGCAACACGAAAUCGUGAUAUUCUCCAUCCAAUACAUGUGCAAAAGACAUGCUCUGUUGUGGUCCAAGGUUUGCAUGUUGCGCUACAGUUCUAUUUCGGGUCUGGGAUUUUUCUGUCAUUCGUGUUCAACCAAUCAAAAUACUCGUAUCGGACACACCUCCAAACCUGUAUCCUGUAUCUGUGUGGACUGUGGUGGCUGUGGCUGUGCUGUGGGGAAAACCAAGGACAUUAAAAGUGUUUUUAAGUCAAUAACUACAUUUUUUUUGCUGACCGGAUAUCUUAAGGAUAUUGAGUUGUUAUGCCGAGGCUAGCCUCUCUUCAGUCUCUGUAUCGCCUUUGUCGAUCUUCAUCCUAUCUUCCAGUAGCCAGUGUUACACAAGCUUCCUCCUGCUAUCAACAACAUAUAAGAUCAUUGGAAACGAUGGCCAGUGAUAAACUCAAAGCAGCUGAACACCUAAAAGGGUUGGAGGGAAGUGUAUGGGUUGAAUUUGUAAAGCUUGCUACAGAAGAGAAGGCAAUUAAUCUUGGUCAGGGCUUUCCAGACUUUGCUCCUCCAAACUCUGUCACCCAAGCCCUGACAGAAAUCAUUGCUCCAGGUUCUAACCCUCUUAUGAGCCAGUAUACAAGGUCAUAUGGCCAUGCAAGACUUGUGAAUGCCAUUGCUGCUAUGUAUACCAAGUUCAUGGGUCGUGAAGUAGACCCGAUGACAGGUGUAUUGGUAUCAGUAGGUGCGUACGGAUCUCUCUACUAUGCAAUCAACAGCCAUGUCAACCCUGGUGAUGAGGUAAUCAUCAUAGAACCUUUCUUUGAUUGCUAUGAACCAAUGGUCAGGAUGGCUCGAGGUGUACCCAGGUUUAUUGCUCUUAAACCAACGAAUAAAACAGAAGGUGUGACAUCAACCAAAGAUUUCACUCUUGAUAUUAAUGAACUGAGGGGUCUCUUUAACUCAAAGACUAAAGCUAUCAUCGUCAAUAACCCUAAUAACCCACUCGGAAAGCUCUUUACAAGAGAAGAACUAACAGAAAUUGCAGACCUGUGCAAAGAGCAUGAUGUCAUUUGUAUCAGUGAUGAAGUUUAUGAACAUCUUGUUUACGAUGACAAUAAGUUCACAAGGAUUGCUACCUUGCCUGAUAUGUGGGAUCGAACUAUCACUGUGUGCAGUGCAGGAAAAAUAUUCAGUGCUACAGGCUGGAAGCUUGGUUGGAGCAUAGGACCACAGCAUCUGAUUAAGAAUUGCCAGACACUUCAUCAGAACUGUGUUUAUACUUGUCCAACACUGAUCCAGGAAGCUGUAGCGAGGGGUUUGGAGAUUGAGUUUAGUCGUCUUGGCCAGCCAGAAUGCUACUUCUUAGAACUACCUCGAGAGUUACAAGAGAAACGAGAUAAGAUGGCUAAGAUCUUAAGAGAGUGUAACCUGACCCCUAUCAUCCCAGAUGGAGGAUACUUUAUGAUGGCACAAUAUGGUCACUUAGGAGUGGAUGUAAGUCAGUAUGGAGAUGGACCUCAGGAUUAUAAGAUGGUUAGAUACCUUACCAAAACACAGGGUGUAGCAACUAUUCCCUGUAGUGCAUUCUACAGUGCUGAUCAUAAGAGUCUUGGAGAGCCAUAUAUCCGCUUCUGUUUUAUCAAGGACGAUUGCACAAUCGACAAAGCAGCUGAGAAACUCAAAGCAUUUAGCAAAUCCCUGAAGGCAUAGAUAAUGGCUGAGUAGCUGGAAAUGUGCAAAGCAGAAGAGAUAGAUAUUUCUCUUUUAUCAAUGUAAACAAUGUAAUUUUAACAAGUACAUUUAAAAUCAUCACAGCCAUAGAUCUUCACCUUUCUUAAGAUCGUAAAAAGAUAAACACCUUAUUCUAUGAUUGGCUAACAUAUGACAGGUUUGCAUUCAACUUGUUUGAUUUGGAGUUGUACUUUUCAGUUAAACCUGGGGAGCGUUUCAUGAAAGGACUUGCCAAACGUUUUAUCCAACAGUUACCAUAGUAACAAUGCUACUCAGCCAAUCAGAUUCAAGAUAAGAUGUCAGAUCUGACACCUUGUCGAACAAAAAUGUUGAUGAAAUGCUAUCCUGGAGUAUAUAUUAUAUCCAAGGAAUCUGAUAAAUGCAUCAUGUAAUCAGUGAGAGUAGUAUUUCAGGAGAUUCUUAGGUGUGACUUUGAUAUACAAGACACAUGUGGUGUCAUGUUCCAGGUACCAUCUAUCCUCAUUCACUAAUUGUAUUAUGCAAGAACUCAUUUAUGAUUUUUGAUCGUUAAUGAUUUAAUCACUGUAACCUGAAAUCAUCUUGAAAAUCAUGGCUUGGUGAAUUGAGGGAAAUGAAAAGAAUUCUGAAAAAUGACUGCCCAAGAUAGAUGUUAACGGAUGAAGCCUGCCAUUCUUCUAGAAAUGGAAUUGGAGUGAAUUUGAAGUCACAAAUUAAUUUGUGACCAUAUUGAAAUAUUAAAAGUAACCGGUUUUCCCUAAUAAAUGUCGAUUCUGUUUUGGAAAUAAUAGAUACAUACAUUAAAUAUUUUGCUCAAUUUGGACUCCCAAGUCACGAACUCCUUUUGUGAGUGUGUAUGUGUGUGUGAGUUUGGGUUUUUAUGAGCAUAUCCAUGCAAAGAAGUAUAUAAAUAUAAAUAGUUUGCAUAAUAAGGUGUAUAUGAACUAAAUUGAUAUCACUACCACAACUUCAGUGUAAACACUACUAUUAGAUUACAUGUAACUGGAUUACACAAUAUGUUAUCAUAUUACUCAGUUUAAGUGUUAAACUCUCUCACACCAAACCUGGUUCGUACACAAAUUCCCUUUUUUCUAUGCUUUAAACAUGAGAAAAAAUGGUUUGAAACAAGGAAUUUGAACCAGGGUAUGUGUAGAUUUCUUGCACAUACAUGUAUUAUUAACUAUGCUUAGUUUUUGCAUGCAUUUCUACUUGCAAAAGGUCAAAUAAAUUAAGCUCAUUUUAUCAUAUUGUGCUGUAUUAAAUUCACGUUGCUAAAGUGUAAGACAAUUAUGGUUCAUUUACCUCAAUUAAAAAGAGAUGUUUUGCUCAUUUGAAAUGGACUGUUUGAAUGAAUAAUUUAUACAAACCAUUGUCUUUAUCAGAGCCAAAAGCAUGAAUUUAGUACCGUCAUAAAUCCAUGCAAUCAUUAUUGCACUGUUCUUGAUAUACCGGUACGCUAAAUUAAACUUAAAAACUGCAUAAACAAUGGUUCCAAAACCAUUUUUUUAAAUUUCAAGUCUACAUGUUCAAGGUUUUUUCCCCCAACAAGGAAUUAGGUGAUCUCUUUAAAAAGAUUAAUGUUAAAAGGUGAUUAUAAAUGAAUGUAGAUUUUCAUUGUUGACAGAUGGGGUGAAUAAUUUUCUUUUAAUAUGUAAAAGAAUUAUUUUCUCAUGUGAUAUCCCCUAUAAUAUUGAUGUUUAAUAGUUUACUACUAAAUGGAAAUUAUUUUUAUGUACUUGCCAUCAUUGUAUUUUAGUGAAGUAUUAAAUUCAUUUGUUUAUGGUUUGAUUUUAUCCUUUUAUUGAAUGAAGCACUGUUGAAAUUUUUUUUUUGUCUAUUUUAUCAUGAGUUUAUUUGGUUCAUUAAUAAUUCAUUGUAAUCCUUUAUAAUCUAAUUUGGAAAUACUUUGCAGAGUGUGCUUAUUAAAUAGGCUUCCCCUAUUUCAAUACCAUUGAUAAUAUAUUUUAAAAGUCGAAUCUAUCGCUUUGGACAUUUGUGAGGGAAAAGUUACAAUAGUUCAGUCUUUUGUGAAAAAGAUAUAUAGGUAUUUAAUAUAGGGUAUUUAUAUUGCGCACAUAUCCACCUUGUUAGGUGCUCAAGGCGCUCCUAUAUUACCCGGCUAAGCUAGGCGUUCAUAGCGCACACAGCUUUUUAAGGAAUUACUUCCUACCGGUACCCAUUUACCUCACCUGGGUUGAGUGCAGCACAUUGUGGAUCAGUUUCUUGCCGAAGGAAAUUACGCCAUGGCUGGGAUUCGAACCCACGACCCUCUGUUUCAAAGUCCGAAGACUAAUCCACUGGGCCACAACGCUCCACAUAUAACAUGAAAUGGAAUGGAUCACAACUGUGUUGGACCAUUGUGUAUCCCAUAUGCCCUCGUUUUCAAUGAUAAUUAAAUAUUAAUAGUUUGAUGGAAUGAUAUUAAAUAAUCAUUCAUUCACUUUGAAUUUAAAGGUGGCUGACAUUAUUCUUCAACUUUUUUUGUAGAUACAUGAAUAGAAUAUCUUUCUUUUACUCUAGAUACCUUACUUUGUAUUAUGGGAGUAUUAACAUGGUAAUGGAAUGUGUGUAAUGAAUACAUGAAAUAAAGAAUAUAUUUGAUAAAACACA